Gigantopelta aegis is the source of this 4213-nucleotide messenger RNA. Its product is annotated as ribosomal protein S6 kinase alpha-5-like. The coding region runs from base 69 to 2729 and encodes 886 amino acids. Gene Ontology annotation, molecular function: magnesium ion binding; ATP binding; protein serine/threonine kinase activity. The record is from RefSeq and is a predicted model, not a curated record. The transcript has 16 exons. Lineage: Eukaryota; Metazoa; Mollusca; Gastropoda; Neomphalida; Peltospiridae. Gene Ontology annotation, biological process: protein phosphorylation; regulation of DNA-templated transcription; intracellular signal transduction.
GACUGCAUUAAAGAUUUUGGGAUCUCAAUUUUUGUGCAAAAAGCAGACAAUUUGCAGCAGCAUCCACGAUGGACGCUGCAGUAGCAUGCGCGUCGUCGACGGCGCCGGAUAUCGUCACCCUGGAACUCAAAGAUGUGAACAUGACAGGGAAGGACAGGGUUGGAGUCAAAGAUUUUGAACUAUUAAAAGUGCUAGGAACUGGAGCUUAUGGAAAAGUCUUCCUUGUGAGGAAAAUUGGUGGAUCAGACCAUAAGAAGUUGUAUGCUAUGAAAGUAUUGAAAAAGGCCAGCAUUGUCCAGAAGACAAAGACAACAGAACACACGAAGACAGAGCGACAGGUUUUGGAGUCAAUUCGACAAUCACCGUUUCUUGUUAAGCUUCAUUAUGCUUUCCAAACAGAUGCCAAGCUGCAUCUUAUUCUUGACUAUGUGAGUGGAGGGGAGAUGUUUACACACCUGUUUCAGAGAGACAACUUCAAAGAGUCCGAAGUCAGGAUAUACAUCGGAGAGAUUCUGUUAGCUCUUGAGACUCUACACAAGCUUGGAAUAAUAUAUCGUGAUAUCAAGCUAGAAAACAUUCUGCUUGAUUCAUCUGGACAUGUUAUUCUCACAGACUUCGGCCUCAGCAAAGAGUUUCUAUCAACAGAUGAAACACACAGGGCAUAUUCGUUCUGUGGGACAAUUGAAUACAUGGCACCUGAAGUAGUUAAAGGUGGUUCAGGACAUGACUUUGCAGUAGAUUGGUGGUCACUUGGAGUUUUGACUUACGAGCUUUUAACAGGCGCAUCACCUUUCACUGUUGAUGGAGAAAAGAACUCACAAGCAGAAAUUUCGAGAAGGAUAUUAAAAUGCAACCCUCCAAUACCCAAAAGCUUUUCUCCUCAAGUGAAAGACUUCAUUCAGAAGUUGUUGAUCAAAGAUCCGGCACGCAGACUAGGAUCAAGAGGAGCUGAGGAAGUUAAGAAACAUCCAUUCUUUAAAGGUUUAGACUGGGACUUGCUGGCAAAAAACAAAAUUCCAGCUCCAUUUGUGCCUCAGAUUGGACACGAGCUGGAUGUGAGCAAUUUCUCAGAAGAGUUCACCAGAAUGGAACCUGCCGAUUCCCCUGCUGUGAUACCGCUUAAUGGAGCGAAACUGUUUAAGGGCUACUCGUACAUAGCACCCUCCAUUAUCUUCACAGAAAACACAAUUACCUCAAACAUGUUGAAGAAAACGGGAGACCAGCAGCCUGAUGAGAAAAACUUCCUUAACGCCACCAGUUUGAAGAGUUCACCUUUCUUCCAUCAGUACGACAUUGACCUGAAGGAACCUCCUCUGGGUGAUGGUAGUUUCUCUAUUUGCAGGAAAUGCCGUAACAAAUUAACAAAUAUUCAGUAUGCUGUGAAGAUAGUGAGCCGACGGAUUGACUGUACCAGGGAAGUGUCUCUUCUACGGUUAUGUCAAGGUCAUCCAAAUAUCGUGACUAUGUUUGAAGUUUUUCAUGAUGAGUUUCACACAUAUAUAGUAAUGGAGUACCUGAAAGGUGGUGAAUUAUUUGAACGUAUCAAGAAGAAGAACAGUUUUACGGAGACGGAAGCGCGAGAGAUAAUGUUGAAGUUGGUGAAAGCUAUCGAGUUCAUGCACAGUAAAGGAGUGGUUCAUCGAGAUCUAAAGCCAGAGAAUUUAAUAUUUGAAGAUGAUUCUGACGAAGCUGAAAUCAAAAUAGUUGAUUUUGGAUUUGCACGAUUCAAUCCGGAGAACCAGACCUUGAACACACCAUGUUUUACUCUCCCGUAUGCUGCUCCUGAAGUUUUACAUCAAACGACAAACCGAGAUCAUGGUUAUGAUGAGUCGUGUGAUCUGUGGAGUUUGGGAGUUAUACUGUACACCAUGCUGUCCGGCAGGGCUCCAUUCCAGGCCCAGUCUCAAGAGGAUACAGCAGAAAGUAUCAUGCAACGAAUCAAGGGAGGUGAAUUUGACCUGUCUGGACGAGAAUGGACUUCUGUCUCAGAACCAGCUAAAAAACUCAUUAAAGGUUUGCUGUGUGUAGAACCAAAAAUGAGGUUGACGGGGCCCGAUCUCCUUCAGAACGCAUGGCUCAAAGACAACAACAAUCAAGUGUGUUCCCAGAUGCCGCUCCACACGCCAGGUAUUUUGAACAACUCAACUCACUUUCUUGUUGGUGCGACUAUGAAUGCCUUUCACAUGGCCACUAAGGAAGGCUUCAGGCUUCAGGAUGUUGCCACCGCACCACUUGCCAAAAGGAGAAGAGCAAAAAAGAGUUCCACAGACAAUCGUAGCAGUUCCACAGACAGUAAUAACUCGGGCUCCACUGUGUCUAGCAUUACUCAGUCUCCCGUGCGACAGUCGCCUGUGAGAACAUUCUCAAAUACAUCCAGCACAUCAAACACUUCCCAGGGUUCAUUGUGCAGUACAGGUUUUGUACCUAACCGCAGCGUCACUCCAGUGUCGGAUAAUUCCACUAAUUCAGUGUCUAAGGACCGUUUUAUCAUACCAGUAAAUUCCAAACAUGGUGACGAUCUGAACAAUUCUCUGCAAAUAUCGAGUGCAAUUAAGCGAAAGCUGGACAUGGAAAGUGAGAACUUGGAUGAGGAUGAUGAUGAUGAUUGUGUGAUUGUUGAAAAUACAUUCCCAUCUUACAGUGACUCUCACAGCGUAACCAAGGUCGACAAGUCAAAUGGGAAGGUUGUGAAAAAGAAAAGAACUGACACUAUAGUGAUUGAUGAUUAGGUUUAGGUUUUUAAUGACGCAAGUACCAGUACCAAGUUUUAGCUGUAGUGAGUUUGUGUCUGAUUAAAUGUAAAUGGCAAGAAAGGUUGAAUCAUACACUUUUAAAGGAAUUUGUGAACCUAACUAGUGUUGAGUAUUUUUGUAAUAAGAGGAGUAAAGUUGCAGGAAGAGUAAAAUAUAGACUAGAACUCUUGUGUCAUAGGGCUGUUUCGAAAAUACAUUAUGUGAGCAACAGUUGAAUCAGAUUUCCUGUACGUCACAUAAAACUUCAAUUCAAGUGCCUUCCAGUCUUCCCGUAGAUGUACUUCUGGAAGAGAACAAAAGUGUAAAUGGCAAAUCCUCGUUAGUAAAUCAUCACCUUGUGUUAUGUGAAAUUCACUUUCAAAUGUCACCUUUUGAAAAUUAUUUUUUAUUGACUCUAAAUGGACUGAUUGUUUUGGAGUGUUAAAUUGUAUGUCAAAGUGCUUAUUACUUAACCGUGUUGUGUUUUAGAGAGACAGUGUUGAUAGGAUUAAUACACUAAAAUUUCAUAUUAUAUUUUAACACACAAAAUGGAACCAGUAUGUGCACAAAGUGACAAGAAAAUUCCAGUUAUUGUUACCUUCAUUAGCCAUUGCCCAACAUUCCAACAGUAUUCUAUAACCUUUUCAACUAUUCUUAAACUUCUUUUAGAAAGUGUCUUCACUCUUGAACAUACCUUUAAUUAGUCUUUCAGAGCUAAAACAUUGUUUAUGUGAAUUUUCUUGUGGAAAACAGUGUCAGGGAGAUAAUGAGAUCUCACAUCCACAUGUGGUGAUACACAUAUUCUUAAGAUCUGUGUGCAACUUCCAAAUACUGUGAAUAUUCCAAAUACUGUUAAUAUUAACAAUAAUUAAUUGUUGCAUAAAAUUGUCUUAUUCGUUACUAGAUGAAAUUUGAUUGCGACAAUCAAAGAUAAUUUUGAAUAAAACAAAACAUUAAUUACUUGAUGCUCAACCUAUUAAUCAACACUGAUUCUUAGAAGUAUAUAUAAUAUUUCCUCAUCCCUCAUUCUCCACUGAUGUUGCCAUUUUAAAAGCACCAGUGCCUAUUUUACAUAAAUAAGUAAAAGUAAAUGGAAAAGGCAUCUAUUCAUAUUCAUGUUAAUUGUGUGAUGUUGCAUGUGAAUGUUCAUGUUAGUAUUUUGAAAUAGGGGAAACUCCCACCAUUUAUCAUUCACAAGACUUAAUUAAAGUGGUGGAUUAUGUACUAGCUCACCUUAUGUUAUAAGGAUGGCUCACAUGUUCCUUGGCUUUAUCAUCAUGUAAUAAUAAUAAUUAAGAAUUGACCGCAAUUAUUUUUUGGUUCAUGCAAGUAUGAACCGAAAAAAUGAUGUGCACAUUGUAUGAGCACGCGUAGAAGGUCAUACAAAAGUGUGCACAUCGUUUUUUCGGUUCAUACUUGCAUGAACCAAAACAUAAUUGCUGUCAAAUCUUAUAAUUAAAUUUAUAUGCAUACUUUAACAA